Molecule: messenger RNA, 1095 nt
Organism: Paramecium pentaurelia
Lineage: Eukaryota; Ciliophora; Oligohymenophorea; Peniculida; Parameciidae
Source: the annotation of a GenBank genome assembly
AUGAGCUUCGAUAAACUAAUGUUAAAUCGACCAAAUUAUACUACAAGAAAAUUAUUAUAACCCUUCUUUGUGUCAGCCAGUACUCAGAACUUUGUAUAAACUCCUAUUAUGAAUAAAACAGAAAAUAAAGAUAGACCAUAAAAUUUUAUAGAAACUUAAAGAAAGACUUUUCAUUAAAAAAAUGAUUCCAAUAAAUCUUAAUCUAUUAGCAUUAAAAAAUAAAGAGUUUAAGAUGCUUAUAAUUCAUUAUCAGAUUUUAAUGAUAAAAAAUAAAUUAUUGCAUCUCUUAAGACAUUAAAUUCUGCAGAUGAGAGGUUGAUCUUUUGUAAUAAAUUAGAAUACAAUUAAUUGAUAAAAUAUUAGAAAGAAAAGAUGAAAUGAUGAUAGCAUAAUUAAAAUUGAAAGCUGUUAAAUUAGAACCUAUCUUUAAUGUUAUUAGAAGGAAAUUGCGAAAAUAACGUUUAGGAAGUGCUACUCCUAAUUAAUCAAAGAAAGGAACCAUCAUUAUGAGAUAAAAAACAACAGAAGACUUACUUUAAACAUUGCCAGAUCAAACUAGAGAUAGUAAAGAGAAAUAAGAUCAUAGUCUAAAUUAAUAAGAAACCAUCAUUGAAGAUUAAAUCAUUGAAAAAAUAUAGACCAAAUUUACUGCUGGAGUAGCAUUUUCUUGGCUUGCAAAUAGACAUGAAACUAAACAAGGUAAUUAUAAAUUACUAUAAAUAUUAAGUUCAAUUAGAUCCUGAUCCUACUGAACGGCAAUAUUUGAGAAGAUCGACUGCCUUACAAAAUGGAAAAAACACUAUUAACAGGCUCAAAUAAUAAGUAUCAAAGAAAGUAAGUGAAAACUCAGACGAUCUAAUAAGAAGAGGUAACUUUAAUGCAGAAUAGAAAAAAGAAAAAAGUGAUCUUAGUAAAAUCAAAGCCAAAGUUGAUUCUGGUUUAAAUAAACCUUAAUUGAAUUCAUUACCUAAGAUUAACAUAAUAAAAAGGUAAGAUACUCUAAAAUAUGUAACAUCUGAGAGAAAAGAAAUUUCUACACUUGGUGAAAUCUAAACAUUGAGAAGUGAAAGUAAAACAAGAUUCUAAAAACUCUGA